AUUAAGUGAUCUCCUGCUGUCUCUUCUCUGCUCUUUCCCCUGACACCAGGUUGUCCAUCAUCAACCCCGGCCAUCUUUAAGUAUCCUUAUCCAUUUCUUAGUACAUAGAGUAGAUUGACAACACUGCACCGACUCAAAUGACAAUGCUGGGGCUGCUGACUGCAGCUUUUACUUUAGCUGCUUGUUAUAUGUUUGCGAGUCCUGCCACCGCUCUACCAUCCAAGCAUGCAUCUGCCCCCGAGAAACUGGUUUUCGCCCAUUUCAUGGUGGGAAUUGUUGACGAUCGUACCUCUGCAUCAGACUACGAUUUGGACUUCCAACGAGCGAAAGCGAUUGGUGUCGAUGCCUUUGCGCUGAACAUCGGCACUGAUAGCUUUACAAACACCCAGUUGGACCUUGCGUACGAAUCAGCAGACUACAAUGGCAUGAAAGUUUUCAUAUCCUUUGACUUCAACUGGUAUAGCAGUGGAGAUAUUAGCGCAAUUGCCUCGAAGAUAGCGCGAUAUGCUGCAAAACCAGCACAGCUGAAAGUGGACAACAAGGUUUUUGUUUCGUCCUUUGCUGGCGAUGGAGUCAAUAGAAUUGAGUUGGAGGCUGCAGCUGGAACGAAGCUGUUCUUCAUUCCUAAUUUUACUCCUGGAAUUGGCGACUUUGGUCAUAUCGACGGCGCUUUUAGCUGGAGAGCUUGGCCAAACAAUGGCAAUAACAAGGCACCUGCUCAUGACCAUAAUACCAGUACGAGUGACGAAGAUCGUGUCUAUCUACAAAAAUUGGGCACCCUUUCUUAUCUAGCACCGAUUUCUCCAUGGUUCUUUACUCACUACGGUAGCGAGGUGUCCUACAGUAAGAACUUUGUUUUUCCUGGCGAUCUCUUGUGGUACAAUCGUUGGAACGAAAUUCUUUCUCUGGCACCUCCCUUUACCGAGAUUAUCUCAUGGAACGACUAUGGCGAAUCUCAUUAUGUUGGUCCUCUAUCGUCUUCUCACUACGAUGAUGGUAGUUCUAAAUGGACAAUGGACAUGCCUCAUGACGGCUGGCUAGACAUGGCUGUCCCAUUUAUUGCUGCUUACAAGGCUGGUGCCAAGUCAACCGAACUGAAGGACUUUGUUACUAAAGAUGAGCUUGUGUAUUGGUAUCGUCCUACACACAAAGAUAUUGACUGCGACUCUACAGACAACACUAUGGAAUCUGGCAAUAAUGCGAGUGGUAACUAUUUCCACGGCAAACCCAAUGGGUACGAAACCAUGGCAGAUUCCGUCUUCAUUGUAUCCCUCCUGACGGAAGACUCUCAAAUCGAGGCAAAAUCCGGUAACAACUAUCAGGCUUUUCACGCAAAAUCUGGAGUCAAUGCCUUUUCUUUGCCUAUGGGUAUUGGCUCUCAAUCUUUUACUGUAAAAAGGAACGGUGCCAGUAUCCUCAGUGGAACCAGUGCCAGAGACAUUAUUAAUACUUGCCCCUGUGGAAUUUACAAUUUCAAUGCCUAUGUUGGUCAACUUCCGCCUCCUAAGGUAAUCAGCCAACUCCGUCCAGAUGGUCUCAGUAAGCUGACUGAAGGUUUGCGAGUUGCGUGUCCGGUCAAGACCGGCUGAGCUUGCUUGUGCUAUUUACACAUUUGAAAAUGCCUGUCAAAUGGACCAAUGGGGUUGAAUGCCGAUACCUGAUCGUUGUUUUGAAACAAAUUUCCUGAGUACAACUAGGUUUUCAAUUUUCGAGGUAAUGGGUAAAAGGUCUGAUAGUGGGGAGAAUGUAUUUUGUGCCAUUCUCAUUUAACCGAACUGAAG
Molecule: messenger RNA, 1781 nt
Organism: Talaromyces proteolyticus
Lineage: Eukaryota; Fungi; Ascomycota; Eurotiomycetes; Eurotiales; Trichocomaceae
Product: glycoside hydrolase
Exons: 5
Coding region: 138-1589 (483 amino acids)
Biological process (GO): mating projection tip cell wall disassembly
Molecular function (GO): glucan endo-1,3-alpha-glucosidase activity
Source: RefSeq, a predicted model, not a curated record